Vitis riparia (riverbank grape) is the source of this 2742-nucleotide messenger RNA. Its product is annotated as receptor-like protein 46. The record is from RefSeq and is a predicted model, not a curated record. Gene Ontology annotation, molecular function: protein binding. The transcript is spliced from 3 exons. Lineage: Eukaryota; Viridiplantae; Streptophyta; Magnoliopsida; Vitales; Vitaceae. Gene Ontology annotation, cellular component: plasma membrane. Bases 17 to 2566 code for a protein of 849 amino acids.
AGCAAGAAACUCAUCGAUGGCGAGGCCAUGCCCACUGCUUGCCUUCUGUGGCCUUUUCUUCUUCUUCUUCUUCUUGCCUUGUCUAUCUUGUCCUGAACACCAAAAGCAAGCUCUUCUCCAGUUUAAGUCCUCCAUCCUUGCUAUUACUUCUUCAUUCAACAGUUCCAACUCUCUGUUGCAGUCAUGGAAUUCAAAUUCAAGUUGUUGUCGAUGGGAUGAGGUUGAAUGCAGUGGUACUCCAAAUUCAACUUCAAGAACUGUGAUAGGUCUCCAACUAAUAGAGCUUUUCACCAAGCCCCCGGUGUCGUCCACUAUCUUGGCACCCAUUUUUCACAUCAGAAGCUUGGAGCGGCUUGAGAUCCCUGAGAACAACAUCCAAAGUGAAAUCCCGGCAGUUGGAUUUGCUAAUCUCAGCAAUUUGGUUGACCUAGAUUUGUCGUGGAAUAACUUCAGUGGAUCCGUUCCUCCUCAGCUCUUUCACUUACCACUUCUUCAGUAUCUCUUUUUGGAUGAUAAUUCUCUUAGUGGAAAAGUCCCUGAAGAAAUUGGAAACCUCUCCAGGUUGCAGCAGUUAUCUCUCUCAGGGAAUAACUUCAGUGGAUCUAUUCCUCCUCAGCUCUUUCACUUACCACUUCUGAAGUAUCUCUAUUUGGAUGAUAAUUCUCUUAGUGGAAAAGUCCUUGUAGAAAUUGGAAAUCUCUCAAGUUUGCGGACGUUAUCCCUCUCAGGUAACAGAUUAUCAGGUGUGCUUCUUUCAGUUUCGUCGAAGGGGGGGUUAGAAGUCUUGGACUUGAGUGACAAUGAUUUAUCCACGGAAGUACCCACUGAGAUUGGGAAUUUACCCAACAUCUCCACUUUGGUGUUGAGUAACAACCGGUUGACGGGUGGAAUCCCCUCGUCCAUGCAAAAACUAAGCAAGUUGGAAAAACUUUACUUGCAGAACAACUUGCUAACCGGAGAAAUUCCAUCUUGGUUAUUUGAUUUCAAGGGCCUCGAGAGUUUGUAUCUUGGAGGAAACCGUCUAAUUUGGAAUGACAGUGUGAAGAUAGCACCAAAUUCCAGGCUACGUCGACUGUCUCUGAAAUCUUGUGGUCUUGUUGGAGAGAUUCCAAAGUGGAUUUCUACCCAAACGAAUCUUUAUUUUCUGGAUUUGAGUAAGAACAAUCUCCAAGGUGCAUUUCCACGAUGGUUUCUUGAGAUGCGACUUGAAUAUUUGUUUCUAUCAAGCAAUGAAUUUACAGGUUCUCUUCCACCUGGUCUUUUUUCUGGAGCUUCUUUAGGCGUGCUUGCUCUCUCAAGGAACAAUCUCUCUGGGGAGUUGCCCAAAAACAUCGGAGAUGCAACCUACCUAGAAAUUCUUACCUUGAGUGAGAACAACUUUUCUGGGCCUAUUCCUCAAUCCCUCAUCAAAGUUCCCUACCUACAAUUUUUGGAUCUAUCCAGAAAUAGAUUUUUUGGCCCAUUCCCAGUUUUCUACCCCGAAUCACAACUAUCUUAUAUCGAUUUCUCUUCUAAUGAUUUCUCGGGAGAGGUUCCAACAACCUUUCCUAAACAAACAAUAUAUCUUGCAUUGGGCGGAAAUAAGUUUUCAGGGGGCUUGCCUUUGAACUUGACCAACUUGAGCAACCUUGAACGCCUCGAACUCCAGGAUAACAAUCUUACAGGUGAGUUGCCAAACUUUCUCUCCCAAAUCUCCACUCUACAAGUUUUGAACCUCCGGAAUAACUCCUUUCAAGGUUUAAUCCCUGAAAGUAUUUUCAACCUCAGUAACCUCAGAAUUCUUGAUGUCUCAAGCAACAACCUAACUGGAGAAAUCCCCAAAGAGUCUCGUAACCUUGUUGGAAUGAUUAGGGCACAAAAUUCACCAUCAUCAAUCCUUUCGACAAUCUUUAUUGGUUUUAUUGGAGACAGUUUAAGCCAAAAACUGACAAUCCCUCUGGAGAUCGAGGACUUGAUGGUGAAUUGGAAGAACUCAAAGCAAGGUAUCCCUAGCGACAACCUUAACAUGUACACUUUGUUAGACUUAUCAAAUAACCAACUCUUCGGCCAAAUUCCAGCCUCGUUGGGCGCUCUUAAGGCCUUGAAGUUACUCAACAUCUCUUGUAACAAACUCUCCGGGAAGAUACCAACAAGUUUUGGUGAUUUAGAAAAUAUAGAGAGUUUGGACUUAUCCCACAACAAGCUCUCUGGUUCAAUUCCUCAGACCCUAACAAAGCUGCAACAACUUACCAUUCUAGACGUGAGUAACAAUCAGCUCACAGGUCGGAUCCCAGAUGGUGGGCAAAUGGGCACAAUGGUAUUGGAUCCAAACUACUAUGCCAACAACAGUGAACUGUGUGGUAUGCAAAUUCAUGUGUCAUGUCCUGAAGAUGAGCCCCCACGACCGACAAAGCCACCGGAGAAUGAUAAUAAGGAGCCAUGGUUUUUAUGGGAAGCUGUGUGGAUUGGGUACCCAGUCGGUUUGUUGUUAGCAAUCGGAAUCAUAUUUCUUACCGGGUAUUUUACCUUACCACCACCUUCAAACCGUCGGCAUCGCCCACAACGUCCAAUCAGGCGAUGGAAUUAAACCAGAAUAUUCGAUCCAGGGGCGGUCUCCACAAACAGUGAAUUUCAUGGGAUGGUGAAGGCCUUUGGUUAAGUAAAAGUAUUUGUGUCAAGCAGACUCGGUUGAAUAGUAUUGGCAAGUAACUUUGUGAGUGAAACGUAAAAUAAAAAAGUGAAAUAAAGUGGAUUUUCUAUGUA